Messenger RNA from Effrenium voratum, 1971 nucleotides. Lineage: Eukaryota; Dinophyceae; Suessiales; Symbiodiniaceae. The record is from the annotation of a GenBank genome assembly.
AUGUCGGAUGCGGAAGCAAUCAUGGAACUUGGUGGCAAGGACUUCGAGGUCGCCCGGUGGAUGACGUCCUUCGCCUGGCCCUACGAAGACGGCUCGGCGGAGGCUUUCCUGAAAACCGUCGUCGGCAAGAACCCUCUGGAAACCGAGGCGGUGUUCGCGAUCACGCUUGGUGGCAUUUUCAUAGGGAUCGCGGCGGUCGAAGCGCCGGGUGAUCUGGCGGAUCUGUCGGAUCAUCCCACCAUCGGGUACUGGAUCGGCCGGGCGUUCCAGGGGCACGGUUAUGCCAGCGAAGCGGUGGAAGCGAUCAUCGACUGGGCGUUUUCCGCAUAUGGAACCGACGCCAUAGCGGCCCGCGCCUUUGAGGACAACUUCCGCUCCAGGGGCCUUCUGCGCAAGCUCGGGUUCAAGCCCUACAGCAUCACCGAACGGUUCUCCAAGGCGCUUGACAGAAGGGUCUCCAACGUUGUCGUGCGCGCGGAAGGAAGCCGCAUGAGCAAGCCGGUCAUCAGGACAAGCCGACUGGUUCUCCGGGCGCCGAACCCGGAGGAUCUUGACCGGUGUGCUGUUCUUCUCGGCGACUAUGAAGUUGCCAAGAUGUUGUCGCGCGUACCGUACCCUUAUGAUCUCGAACUGGGGCGGCAGCAUCUGGCAAGAUCCGUGAAACGUUGGGAAUACAUCGUGGACGCGGAUGAACUCGGCUUUCACAUUGACCAUGAAGGCGAUUUGAUCGGAGGUGUCGGCUUCAAAAAGUUGCAGGAGACACCGGAGAUCGGCUAUUGGCUGGGGCGCCCUUAUUGGGGCAAGGGGUUCAUGAGCGAGGCUCUGGAUGCAGCUAUCGGCUGGAUGUUCGAAAACACCGGACACGAACGGCUGGCCUGUGAAGCCAUGACGGAGAACCAGGCCUCGAUCAAGGUGAUGGAAAAAGCCGGAUUUCGGCCGGUUGGCGAAGUCUACGUCCGUUCCGGCAAUGGUGGCGCCGGCUGUGUAUCGUUCCGGCGCGAGAAAUACAUCGAAUAUGGCGGUCCGGACGGUGGCGACGGCGGCAAGGGCGGUAACGUGAUCGUUGAAUGUGUCGAUGGCCUGAACACGCUGAUCGAUUACCGCUACAAGCAGCACUUCAAGGCCGAAACCGGCAUUCACGGCAUGGGGCGCAAUCGCACCGGAGCCCACGGCAAGGACGUCGUGCUGAAGGUUCCGGUCGGGACGCAGAUACUCGAAGAAGACAACGAGACGCUGAUUGCAGAUCUGACGGAACUCGGGCAACAGGUUCAUCUUCUGAAGGGCGGGAAUGGCGGCUUUGGCAACGCGCAUUUCAAAUCGUCGGUCAACCAGGCACCGCGCCGGGCCAACCCGGGCCUGGAAGGCGAGGAAAAGUGGAUCUGGUUGCGGCUGAAACUGAUCGCCGAUGCCGGGCUGGUCGGCUUGCCGAAUGCUGGCAAGUCGACAUUCCUGUCCAAGGUAUCGGCCGCCAAGCCGAAGAUUGCCGAUUAUCCCUUCACGACGAUCCAUCCCAAUCUCGGGAUCGUUCAGAUCGAUGGCAACAGCUUUGCCAUGGCGGACAUUCCGGGUCUGAUCGAAGGGGCUCACGAGGGAACCGGACUUGGCGACAGGUUUCUUGGUCACGUGGAGCGGACGCGUGUGCUUCUGCACCUGGUGGACGGUUCCGGGUUGGAGGAUCCGGGCGAAUCCUACAAGGUGGUGCGCGGCGAAUUGGAGGCCUAUGGCGGCGGGCUCGCCGAGAAGCCGGAAAUCGUCGCACUUUCGAAGUGUGACGCCCUGACGGAAGACCUGAUCGCCGAAAGGUCGGCAAGCCUGGAGGCAUCCUGUGGUCAGAAACCGUUGAUCCUGUCCUCGGCAAGCGGCCUGAACGUGGACCGGGCAUUGCGCAUGAUCGUGCGCGCGAUCGACAAGGACAAGGAGGAUGCCGCCAAUCAGGUCCCGGCUCCCGAACAGGAGGGAUGGCACCCCUGA